AUACGAAAGUUUUUGUAAUUUCUAAAUACUUUUUUAAAUUAACUUAUAUAAUUUUGUACAAGGUUUAUUUGUAAUCAGUGAAAACAAUCUACAAUGUCAACGCCACCUAAAGAUCGGUACAUUCCUAAUGCAUUAAAGUUUGCGUUCGGCGGUGGUGCUGGUAUGUUAGCAACAUGCGUAGUGCAACCUCUAGAUUUAAUCAAGACUCGCAUGCAGCUGGCUGGCAGAGGGAAGUCAUCGUUUACUGUAGCUUCAGAAAUCAUCGCAAGAGAAGGCUUCUUUUCUGUGUACACCGGUCUCUCCGCCGGUCUCCUGCGACAGGCUACUUAUACAACUACACGACUUGGAGUAUAUAACUACCUCUUUGACAUGUACCGAGAAGGCAACCAAGGAGCAUCACCAGGAUUCGCUAUAAAGACGGUGCUGGGCAUCGCAGCAGGCGCCAUUGGUGCCUUCGUCGGUACUCCGGCUGAGGUAGCCCUUAUCCGAAUGACAGCUGACGGCAGACUGCCCAAGGAACAGAGAAGAAACUACAAAAAUGUCGUUGACGCUUUAGCCAGAAUAGUGAAAGAGGAGGGCGUGUUAAAGCUAUGGCGAGGAGCGACGCCAACAGUCGCUCGUGCAAUGGUCGUCAACGCCGCACAACUCAGCACGUACUCCCAGGCGCGUGAGAUGAUAGCUGUGUACAUAUCUGAAGGCAUCCUGCUGCACUUCUGUGCUUCUAUGAUCUCCGGUCUUGUCACCACGAUCGCCUCCAUGCCUGUCGAUAUUAUUAAGACAAAAAUACAAAACGCAGAAAAGGGCCAGAGUCAAAUGUCAGUGGUAACCAACCUGAUACGAAAGGAAGGAGUAUUUUCUCUAUGGAAAGGUUUCCUACCAUACUACGCCCGUCUGGGUCCACACACUGUACUUACAUUCAUAUUCCUUGAACAAAUGAAUGCUGCAUACUUUAGUAUGAACGAAAAGGCAUAAGUUUCAGACUACGAUUGAGUACAGAUGACGUUAAGAAUAGCACAAUGAUAAAUAUAGGUAACCUAUCGAGUUCUUAGGUUUUCGCGAUUGUUACACAUAGGAAAUGAAACUAUUAUUCCGGAUU
This is a messenger RNA of Hyposmocoma kahamanoa, 1096 nucleotides long. Its product is annotated as mitochondrial 2-oxoglutarate/malate carrier protein-like. Gene Ontology annotation, molecular function: sulfate transmembrane transporter activity; malate transmembrane transporter activity; succinate transmembrane transporter activity. Bases 94 to 972 code for a protein of 292 amino acids. The transcript is spliced from 7 exons. Gene Ontology annotation, biological process: phosphate ion transmembrane transport; succinate transmembrane transport; oxaloacetate transport. NCBI's taxonomy places the organism in Eukaryota, Metazoa, Arthropoda, Insecta, Lepidoptera, Cosmopterigidae. The record is from RefSeq and is a predicted model, not a curated record.